Molecule: messenger RNA, 2190 nt
Organism: Chaetura pelagica (chimney swift)
Lineage: Eukaryota; Metazoa; Chordata; Aves; Apodiformes; Apodidae
Gene: TMC6
Product: transmembrane channel-like 6
Exons: 17
Coding region: 1-2190 (729 amino acids)
Cellular component (GO): plasma membrane
Molecular function (GO): mechanosensitive monoatomic ion channel activity
Source: RefSeq, a predicted model, not a curated record
AUGGAGGGAGCUCUUCACACCUCCUUCCACCAGCUCAUCCAGGAGCAGAGCAGCUUGAUGGAGGCGAGUCCGGAGUUGGAGAUGCAGGAGAGGGGCAGAGGCGGGCCCAUCAUCUCCCGGUACUACAACCGCACAGCCCGGCUGCGGCGCCAGAGCAGCCGCCCACCCCUGCAGCAGCUCUGCCGCACAGCGCGGCCCAGCCUGCGGCAGUACGACCUGGAGACUGACCCCGACAGGGCCACGCUGGAAGGUGAGGACAAGCGGAGGCUGCUGGUGAAGGAGCUGCUGAGCCUCUCCCCCAGCCAGCCCAGCCACAUGCUGCUUACCGUGCCCCUCAGCCUGGCAGAGAAACGCACCCUCCGGCAGGAGCUGAGCGAGCAGAGGGAAUCCCUGGGGCGGCACACCCAGCACCAGGCCUCCUCCUCUCUCUGUGGAGGGUUCAAGGACUACAUCGUCCUCAGCUGCUGGCACCUCUGGUACAGGUUUCUCUCUCUGCUCCUGGCCGUGCAGCCCUGGCACUACUCCCUGAAGCAGAUCGGCAGCCGCUUCGGCUCCAGUGUCCUCUCCUACUUCCUCUUCCUCAAGACACUCCUAAUGUUUAACAUCUUCUCAUUCCUCAUCCUGCUGGUCUUUGUGGUGGCCCUGCAGGCUGCCUAUCCUCCUGCCUUGACCAGCCCCCAGACCUUCACUGGCCUCGAGCUCCUCACCGGAGCGGGCUACUUCACUCACUCACUGCUCUACUAUGGGUACUACAGCAAUGUUACCCUCAAUGACCCCCAUGCCCCCAGCCCCAACUGCAGCACAUGCCCCCACGCAGCCCCCCUGCUCCCCUACAACAUGCCCCUGGCCUACAUCUUCAGCAUCGGUGUCUCCUUCCUGGUCAACUCUGUCCUGCUGGUUUACAGCAUGUACCGCUCCUUUGGGGAGAGCUACCGGGUGGGCUCCACCGGGGACCUGGCUGUCAAAGUCUUCUGUGCCUGGGACUUCAAGGUGAUGCAGAGGCGCUCAGUGAAGCUGCAGUGUGAGAACAUCUGCACCCAGCUGAAGGAGCUGCUGGCGGAGCAGCGGUCCCGGUCCCGCCGCCGGAGCCUCUGCCAGCGCCUGGGGCACUGCGCAGUGCUGCUGCUGGCCUGGGCCCUCUCGCUGAGCACGGUGCUGGGCUGCGUGCUGGCUGUGCACUACUUCUCAGAGCACAUGCACCUGGUUCAGGACCAGCAGGUGCGGGGCAGCAGCCAGCAGCAGCAGGAAGCCAUCCUGCUAGUCCUGCCCCUCGUCGUGUCACUCCUCAAUGUGCUGAUGCCCCACUUGUACAACUUGCUGGCCAUGUGGGAGAAGCAAGAUUCGCCCGCCGUGCAGGUCUACGUGGCAAUCUGCAGGAACCUCAUUCUGAAGAUGGCAGUCCUUGCUCUGCUCUGCCACCAGUGGCUCAGCCGGACAGUUGUCUGCUCGACAGCGGAGUGCUGGGAGACAUGUGUGGGGCAGGACUUGUAUCGCUUUGUGGUGAUGGACUUCAUAUUCACCCUGCUGGACACGCUCUUUGGGGAGCUCGUCUGGAGGCUGAUCCUGGAGAAGAGGCUGAAGAAGAAGCAGAGGCCCGAGUUCGACAUCGCCCGGAAUGUGCUGGAACUGAUCUACGGGCAGACCCUGACCUGGCUGGGCGUUCUCUUCGCACCGCUCCUGCCGGCCGUGCAGACACUGAAGCUGUUGCUGCUGUUCUAUGUAAAAAAGACCAGCCUGAUGCAGAACUGCCAGUCCCCCAGCAAGCCCUGGCAAGCGUCUCACAUGCGCACUGUCUUCAUCACCCUGCUGUGCUUCCCGUUCUUCCUGGGAGCCGCCAUCUUCCUCUCCUACACCAUCUGGUCGGUGCGGCCAUCGGAGACCUGUGGUCCCUUCCAGGGGCUGGAAACCAUCUACAAGUCAGGGAACACCUGGGUGCAAGUGCUGGAGAAGUCCAGCCCAAACUUCUCCUGGUUCAUCUGGGUCCACCAGCACCUGGUGGAGAACCCCUUUCUCCUGUUUUGUUUGUCUGGGGUCCUGCUAGCCGUGGUCUACUUCAACAUCCAGGUGGUGAGAGGCCAGCAGAGGGUCAUCCGCCUGCUGGAGGAGCAGAUUGCCAACGAGGGGGAAGAUAAAGUAUUUCUCAUUCAGAAGCUUCACUUCGCUUACGAGCAGAGAGAGAGACGCACCUGA